CGUCGCUGUUUCUGGGUUUCACUAUGUUAACGCGGUUAUGUUGUGGUUCAGUUACAGCUAAAACUUAGAGUUGCAUCAGUGUGGACCAUCAUAAUGGUUGUCUUAUAGAAUAUGGUCAAAUAUGACGGUGGGUUUUCAGAACCUUCCGGGAUAGACUUUGCAGCUGCGUUGUUCUAAGUGACUCUCCGGAUGUUGUUUAUUAUAACUUCAAGAUAAUUGCCAAUAAACUUAAUGGUACAUAAUUGCAAAGUGGAGGGGGCGGGGGAUGCAUAAUUUUCAACAUUUUCACAAAUGACUAUCUGACAAAUGUGUUGUGCAUAUUCACAUAGUUAAUAUGAUAUUACAACAGGUUUUUAUAAGUGCAGGUGUUUUCUGAUUUGUGUCUAUCAGCUUUGCAAAAUUGCUCACGAUCAGUCAAGUUAGAAGGAGAACGUUUGUGAUACUUUGAGAGAAACGAUCAUCGUUUAAGGAGUUUGUCCUGCUGGGAAGUGAACCCCCAUCCCAGUCUCAGGUCUUCUGUGGCCUACAACAAGUUUUCUUCCAGGAUUAUCCUGGACUCACCUCCAUCCAUUUUCCCAUCGACCCCGACCCUGUCAGUCCCAAAGAAACUCAUCCCCACAUCAUCAUAAUGCUUCCAACCUUUACUGGGAUUAAAUUAUACAAAGGUGGACUUUAUUUACUAUAUAGCUGAUGCUCAGGUCCUGGCAGGCAGCAGGAAGAACGAACAGCUCCAUCCAGUAUGGAAGACUUCAGGUGGACGUACCUGCAGCUGUGUAAGGAGGGCGGGGUGGAGCCCCAGGAGAGUGUUGUGGCUCAGCUCCAGGAGAGCAGGGCCGCCCACAGCUCCAGGCUGGACCUGAGUGGACACAGCCUGUCCACUGACACCUGCAGCGUCCUGGCCAGGGCCUUCCAGAAGGACGCCGUCUUCACAGAGGUCUCCCUUAGUGACUGCAUGCUAACAGAGGAAGGUGGGUCCCUGCUUAUUCUGGAUGUUUCUCUGGUCCAACACCAUAAUCAGCUGAGUGGUUCGUUAGCAGGCCUCUGCACGACUUUGAUCUGCGUCAAGAUGAGUGAAAGAGAAGGCACCAAGAUGAUUUUGGCUGGACUGUUUCACAACACAUCAGUGAAAUGUCUGGAUCUAAAGGGAAACAACCUGAGAUCUACAGGAGCUGAGGUUCUGGGCAAGCUGCUGGGAUGUAACAAGACACUGCACAGGCUGGUGUUGGAGUGGAAUGCUCUGGGUGUGUGGGAAGAGUCUUUUUCGCUGUUCUGUGAUGGGUUGGCGUCCAACAACACUCUGACACACCUGGACCUGCGCAACAAUCAGGUCAACCACCACGGCGCCUCGGAGCUGGCGCUGGCCCUCAGACGCAACAGCACCCUGCAGGAGCUAGACCUGAGGUGGAACAACAUCGGUCUGCUGGGUGGGAGGUCCCUGCUGGAGGCCCUGCAGAAGAACAAGAGCGUAGUACAGCUCGAGAUGGCAGGAAACAACAUUCCCAGUGACAUUCUCAAAGCUCUGGAGCAGAGCACAGGACACAACUCUGAAAGAGAGUUCACGCUGAGAGAAAGCCGCAACAAGACCCAUGUCCUCAGCAGAGAGAUCCAGUCACUGAAGGAGGAAAAGGGUCGCCAGUUCCUCAGCCUGAUGGAGACAAUAGACAGGCAGAGGGACGAGAUGGGACGCUCCACCAAGUCAACCUCUGCUCAGAUUGGUCAACUCCAACAAGCUCUGAAUGAGAGGAAGUCAGCGAUCAACUCCCUCACUGCCAAGUUGCAGAUGACAGAAGCAGCUCUGGCCCUCUCAGAGCAGAAAGGUCAGAGUAUGGGUGAGGUCCUGUCUCACAUGAAGGCUGAGAAAGAAGAGCAGAAGGAGCUGCAGAGCCGACUGAGGAAGAAGCAGGAAGAGGAAAGUUCCCUCAGGGAGGGAAAACUCCACAGAGAGAUCCAGAACCUGAUGGAAACCAACGGCCAACUCAGGAAUAAAGUGGAGGAGCUGGAAUGCAGGUGCAAGUCUCAGCAGCAGCAGAUCUUUGAGCUGAAGCAGGAGCUCACCAACAGCACCGCAGAGCUCAAGAUGCGGCUAACGAAGGCAGAAGAUCGGCUGGAGUCAGAGAAGCGGCGGUCCAAGCAAACCCUGGAGGACAUGGAGAGCCUGAGACACAAAGAGGUGGAGAACGUCAGCCGGCAUCUAGAGGAGAGUGAGAGAGCUCUGCAGGAGCGGAUCUUCAAACUGGAGGCGCAGAGGAUCCAGCUGGAAGAGGAGCUGGGUAAAACUAAAGCAGCCGUUGUGACAGAGAGGGCCCAGGCAGAGGAGGAACUGGGAAAAGUGCGAACUCAAAUGCGCUUGGAGGAGCAGGAGCACGUGUCGUCCCUGGAGGAGAAGCUGCGCUCCCUGCGUGCGUCCAUGCAGCAGCUGCAGCUGCACUGCUCCCAGCAGAAACAGAGCAUCUCUGAGCUGCAGGCGAAGAGCAGCCACCAGAGCGUGGAGAUGGACGGCCUGCGGCGCCGGAUAGAGGAGCUUCAGCAGGAUCUGUCUGGAAAAGAGCAGGAGAAGGUGGCUGAGGUGAGCAGGGUCAGAGUGGAGCUGCUGGAGCAGAUUGGACAGCUGGAAGCAGACAGGACGGCACAAGAGGGGCUCAAAGCAAAGAUCAGUGCUGUGGAGAGAGAGAUGAAAGUUCUGACAAAUAAUCACCGUGAAGUGCUUCUUGACAAAGAGAGUGAAAAGUCUUCCCUGUUGGAAAAGCUGCGGCUGAAGGAAGUGGAGAUCCAGCGGAUGAAGGAGGACGAGGCCCAGAGAGCCAGCUACCUGCAGAGCGCCAUCCUCAGCUACGUUCAAGGCUCCCCGCUGGGACACUACAGCAGCCCCAACAAGUAGUGGAACCAGUGGAAUCCCACUCAUGACCAGUGAACACCUGCUCCAGUCACUACACCUCACUGGAACUGACUGACAGAUUUUAGACGCCAUGAAACGCUGACGUUAGAAGAGCUCUGAACAUAGAAGUUUUCAUUUCUGACCAGGCUGGGGCUCAUCCUCCCCACUCUGGUCCCUUUGCUCUCUGGUGUGUGUUUGGGAGUGUCUGUGUGGUAACUGGAGGUGGACAACAGUCAUGCAAAGGUUUUUUUUUUAUUUUUUCUUGCCCCAUGGUCACCAUGGUGAUGAUGACCGGAGACAGUAGUUUCUCAUGGUGCAGCUGUAGCAGCUCUGUUCUUUCUGCUCCACUGCCCUCCAGACUGUAAACAUUAAAAUGUCCGGCAGUUUUUGGCCUGAGGUGGUGCUGAUACAGACAUAAACCCCAAGGAUUAAUGGAUCCAGUUCAGGGAUACAUCCUGAGUCGUGUGCUGUCUGGAGGUUCAGUUUUCAGUGGAACGAAGCAGAACAGGUCUGGGUUUAAGUUUAUGAACAUAAAAACCAGAGAAAGUCUGUCGAUCAUCAGCAUUUGUUUGCUUUUUACCCAGAUAUUCACUAAAUUUCAUCAAAUUUUGUAUUUAUGUUAAUAAAUGUGUAAAUUCAUGCACAUUCUAAACAAGGUUUUGAAGAAUAAAGCAAUAUUACUGUACCAAUAAAUAGCUUUUAAUUUAACCUUUGAUGGCUGAAAUCAAUCUCACCACUCAGAUCAGUUGUUUGAUCUCAGUUUCUUAUUUUCUGCUAACAGGAUUCAAAGAUGGAAACUUUCCCCUUUGGGUCAGUAAAAGGAAACAGCAGCAGGAAAGUAUCGGGAAUCUUGAAGCUUAUUGUUUUCAGUAAACUAUUUCUUUAUUUGUGAGGCAGUGAUGUUUUUUGUUUUGUCUGUUUUCCUGCUAUUUGGUGUGACUGCUCAUCUAGCGCCGCUGUUAGCGCUGGAAUAUGUACCGUCCUCAAUCCUGCUCACCAGUUUACAAAUAUUUUUAAAUGUGAGCUCCAUUUUUAGAGGAAGUGAAGCAAGAUGAUCCUCUGAUUGGAUCAUAGAGUUCAUUUUUACACAAACUUUGUAUUCUAAUUGCAUCUUUAUAUCACAAGGAAAUAUUUUGUAUCAUGUUAUUUUUUCAAAUGUAUUCCAUUUUGUGAUUUUGUCAAAAAACAAAAUAAAUGUCUAUUUUCUUGUAUCAUUA
Molecule: messenger RNA, 4092 nt
Organism: Xiphophorus hellerii (green swordtail)
Lineage: Eukaryota; Metazoa; Chordata; Actinopteri; Cyprinodontiformes; Poeciliidae
Gene: lrrc45
Product: leucine rich repeat containing 45
Exons: 19
Coding region: 740-2878 (712 amino acids)
Cellular component (GO): centrosome; plasma membrane
Molecular function (GO): protein binding
Source: RefSeq, a predicted model, not a curated record